Molecule: messenger RNA, 1279 nt
Organism: Ipomoea triloba (trilobed morning glory)
Lineage: Eukaryota; Viridiplantae; Streptophyta; Magnoliopsida; Solanales; Convolvulaceae
Product: cyclase-like protein 2
Exons: 6
Coding region: 28-936 (302 amino acids)
Molecular function (GO): arylformamidase activity
Source: RefSeq, a predicted model, not a curated record
UAGUUCCGACAAUAUCUUCCAGGUAAAAUGAAAACGAAUCAGAAAAAAGAUGCAUCUUUUGUUUGCCCAACAUGCUUAUCUAAAAGAAGUGGAAACAACUUUGCUUCUGGUAUUGAAUUGAAGCUCAUAGUUUUGGCGAGAAAGAUGAAAGCUUUAUCUCUCUUGCUGCUAUUUACUGCACUAUUUAGGGCAUUUGCAUCAUCUAACGAUGCAUACCCUACUGGGUAUGGCGACGAACCGGGCAUCUGUCUCGGUCCUAGCGACAAAUUACAGCAGAGAGAAGGGGAAAUCUUUGACAUCACUCAUCCGUACACUCCCAACACGCCGGUGGGGGAUUCUGAUGAGGGCGCAGGGCAAAUUCUGAGUCUUUUGAUGAGCAUGAAAAAUGGGUCUGAUUACAACUUGUCGGAGAUGAGAUUGUGUGUUCAUGCUGGCACUCAUGUUGAUGCGCCAGGGCACAUGUAUGAUAAUUACUUUGAUCAGGGAUUUGAUGUUGAUACUCUUGACCUUAGAGUUCUCAAUGGCCCUGUAUUGGUGGUGGAUGUUCCAAGGGACAAGAACAUAACUGCUGAAGUAAUGAAGUCGUUAAACGUUCCCAAGGGAGUGAAGCGAGUGCUUUUCAGAACACUGAACACUGACAGGCGUCUUAUGUGGAAGAAGGAGUUUGACUCAAGCUAUGUGGGGUUCAUGAAGGAUGGUGCACAGUGGCUUGUAGACAACACCGACAUUAAACUUGUCGGAAUCGACUACUUAUCAGUUGCUGCUGCUGAUGACGUGAUUUCAGCUCAUUUAGCAUUCCUCAAGAGCAGGGAAAUUAUUCUCGUGGAAGGCCUGAAACUCGAUGAGAUCAGUCUUGGGAUUUAUACCAUACAUUGUUUACCCCUGAGGUUGGUUGGUUCUGAUGGAUCACCCAUCAGAUGCAUCCUCAUCAAGUAACUCUACUAGUAAGGUCUGUGAAUUGCAUCUCACUAAGGCCCUGUUUGUCUGUUUGAUGGAAAUGGUGAAAUUGAAAGCCUGGAGAUAAUGCCCCAAUGCCAUAAUCUCAAGCUUUGGGAUGCUGAUCAUCAUAUUAUCAUAUUAUUAGCUGGGACUAGAUUUUCUGUCUUUAGUAGUUGGUACUUCUGGUUAAACAAUUCAAGGCAUGUAAAAGCUGGUGACUUUUGCCGUGGAACUAGUGACUGAGUGGGCGAAGUAUAAUUCUGUUAUUCUAGUACUAGUCACGAGCUCAAUUGUUACCAACACACUUUCUUGGUCCAAAAACAACACGUGUAUGAGUGUA